UGCAGCUUCAUGGCGUCCGAAGAGAUGCACUGGCCUGUGCCCAUGAAGGCCAUUGGUGCCCAGAACCUGCUUACUAUGCCUGGUGGCGUGGCCAAGGCAGGCUACCUGCACAAGAAAGGAGGUACCCAGUUGCAGCUGCUCAAAUGGCCCCUGCGCUUUGUCAUCAUUCACAAGCGCUGUGUGUACUACUUCAAAAGCAGCACGUCAGCCUCCCCACAGGGAGCCUUCUCGCUGAGUGGAUACAACCGGGUGAUGCGUGCGGCCGAGGAGACCACAUCCAACAAUGUCUUCCCCUUCAAGAUCAUCCACAUCAGCAAGAAGCACCGCACCUGGUUCUUCUCUGCAGCCUCUGAGGAGGAGCGCAAGAGCUGGAUGGUCUUACUGCGUCGGGAGAUCGGCUACUGCCAGGAGAAGAAGGAGCUAUCCCUGGACACCAGCGACUCCAGCUCCGACUCCGAUAGCUUCUAUGGUGCAGUAGAGCGACCUGUAGACAUCAGCCUGUCGCCAUACCCCACAGACAAUGAAGAUUAUGAGCAAGAUGAUGAGGAAGAGUCAUACAUGGAACCUGACUCACCAGAGCCAUCCCCACUUGAAGAUGCCCUGAGCCACCCUCCAGCCUACCCCCCACCCCCUGUGCCCACACCCCGGAAGCCGGCCUUCUUUGACAUGCCUCGCGCCCACUCUUUCACUUCCAAGGGCCCGAGCCCCCUGCUGCCUCCCCCACCCCCGAAGCGCAGCCUUCCCAACGUGGGUUUUAUCUCUGACACCACCAAGAUAGACCUGCUGGGGCACAGGCAGGCUGAGCUAGGCUCUUGGGCUCCUGCUGCCUCCCGCAGGCUCAGUGACCCCCCACUGGCCGGCACAGUCUUGGCACCCAACCUGCGGAAGCUCCCUUGCUUCCAGGAACCCUGUGAUCCCAGCCUGGAUACCCACGCUCCCAUCCCAGUGGCCUCCUGCCCCUCCCACGUCACCAACACCACCACUGUCGCCUCCAGGAACUGUGACAAGCUCAAGUCCUUUCACCUGACUCCCCGGAGGCCACCCAUGCCUAAGCCCCUGGCAGUACCCCCUCCUGUGCCUGCCAAUAAGCCCAAGUUCCCGAAGGGAGUCAGUGACACUCCCUGGAAAGAGACUGCCAGGCCUGAGCCCUUUGUGCCCCCCGUGGUACGCAGGCCGCCUGUGCUGAAGCUGCCUCAGCCCGAUGGCCCUGAUGACCGGCCACCACCCCUGCCCAAGACGGAGAAGCCAUCUGUGCCCCACCUGCAGCGAUCGCCACCCGAUGGGCAGAGUUUCCGAAGCUUCUCCUUCGAAAAGUCCUGGCAGGCGAUGCCCGCCCCUAGCAGGGAUGACUCAGACGAGGAUUACGAGAAGGUGUCCUUGCCCAGUUCCAUUUUCAUCAACACCACUGAAUCCUGUGAGGUAGAAAGAUUGUUCAAAUCCUCGAGCCCUGGCGGGGAACCCCGGGAUGGUCUUUACUGCCUCCGGAACUCCUCCACCAAGUCAGGAAAGGUCCUGGUCGUCUGGGACGAGACUUGCAGCAAAGUGAGGAACUACCGUAUCUUUGAGAAGGACUCUAAAUUCUACCUGGAGGGCGAGGUCCUGUUCUCGAGCAUGGGCAGCCUCGUGGAGCACUACUCCACCCACACGCUGCCCAGCCACCAGAGCCUGGUGCUCCAGCGUCCUUACGGCUACGUGGGUCCCCAGUGACACUGCCCAC
This is a messenger RNA of Suncus etruscus (white-toothed pygmy shrew), 1717 nucleotides long. RefSeq names its product SH3 domain binding protein 2 (gene SH3BP2). The record is from RefSeq and is a predicted model, not a curated record. The transcript has 12 exons. The coding region runs from base 10 to 1707 and encodes 565 amino acids. NCBI's taxonomy places the organism in Eukaryota, Metazoa, Chordata, Mammalia, Eulipotyphla, Soricidae. Gene Ontology annotation, molecular function: SH3 domain binding. Gene Ontology annotation, biological process: signal transduction.